AUGUCCCUUUACCGUCGCGAUCUGAUCCUUGCAGGCGUCGGUGGGUUUAUCGCAUGGGGCCUCGUGGUUCGAUGGCUGCCGUUCCUUCGAUAUCUAGGAUGGGCCGUGGCGCUGGGCGCCGCCGUCUCCUCCGCUGGUUUUCUCGCUCUCGUCGUCUUGACUGUUCGAACUACUUCCAGAAAUUCCCGCGGCUCAAAGAAUGUCUCGGUGGCGUUCAUCACACCCAAGAAUUGGCGGAAAGAAGUAUUCAAUGCGCGCAAGACGGCCCGAUAUCAAAAGAAACCAUUAUACCCCGAAUCCUUUGUCGUGUCAGAAGGACUCGACGAACUUCUCUCUUUCAUAACACGAGACUUUGUAUCCUCGUGGUACCAUAAUAUUAGUCCCAACCCGACCUUCCCAAAUGAAAUCGAUCGAGUGAUCCGCGUGGCCCUCGAAAACCUGCGAGAUCGACUGCUGGCAGAAGAUUUAAUCUCCUUGGUCAUAUCUCGCAUCGUCCCGAUAUUGACAACUCACCUCAAGGAGUUCGACGUGGCGGAGCGUUUAGUCCGUGGACGCAACCUAGAUCGCAAUGUGACGGAAUCCGAGGAGUUAGAUCGGGCCAUCGCCAACAAGUUUCGCGAAGGUCGUCUUCAUCCUGCAGCGGCUCUUUCGGCUUCUGAUCCCAAGCUUGUACAGCAGGAGUAUCUUCGCAAGAUCGCCGUGACACUUUCCCCGCAGCUGUUUCCAGAAAGCGUCCUCAAUAGCAGGAUUGUUUCAGUCUUGAUCCAUGAAAUCAUAUCGUGCGCGGUGCUCAUGCCCAUCAUGACAGCGUUAUCUGACCCAGAUACGUGGAAUCAGCUGGUCGAGGCAUAUGGACGGACCGCUUUACAGGACCGAAAAACCGUUCGCAAGCUGCGCGCUGCACUGGACGAACACGCAUCCCCGGCUCCCAAAUCCAAGCGCGGCCAGCCAUUUCCGCGACUGGCUGCUAAUGAUUCGGAACGAGUCUUUGAACGGUUCGUUCGAGCUAUCAGAAGAUGUAAUAACCUGUCAGAUGCUCGUCGGUUCCGCGCGGCUGUUGUCAGUCAAUUGAAGCGCGAGAGUAUGGUUCCAGGACAAGAUCCGGUCUAUCUCAAGCGUCUCGAAACAGGCAAGCGUGUGCUGGAUCAAAAGGUUGCAAACCUCGCUGUCCCUGGAGGCAUGCCCUCCAUUCCGCCCAUCCCACAAGUUGCAGUAAAUGUGCACCAUGCCAAUCCCCCAGUAGCAAAAGAGACAGCUCUUGCGGAUGUUCUCCACCAGGCAUCGGGUCUCUCCUAUUUCAUGGAAUUCAUGGACCGCCAGAAAUUGAUGUCUCUUGUUCAAUACUGGAUCGUUGUUGAUGGGUUCCGCAACCCGCUGGAGGACGAUUUUGGGGACGAAGCAUCGCCAUCAUCUACAGCAUGGAGUACUUCCGAUCGGAAUGACAUCGCCCUCCUCAGCGAAACCUAUCUCAACAAGCCAGAACUGAAGGUAUCUGACGAGUCUCGCAAAGCCGUCAAGACCUUUCUCAGCGCUGGGAAACGCGCGACCGCGGAGCAGUACCGUAAGGCCCGCAGAGUCGUGUUAUCGACGCAAUCGGCUGUACUGGAAGAAUUGGAAGCCAAUUUCUACCCGAAAUUCAAAGAGUCGGAUCUAUACUGGAAGUUUCUUGCGUCCGACGAGGCCUCCGGCUCAAACGCUGCGGCUAAACCUCCAACGCCGACCGUUACAUUCGAACCUCCCGAGAGACGACCUUUACCACCUCUGAUUGUACGAACAAGCUCGCAGCCAGGAAAUAGACCGCCAAGGGACCUUCGACGAGCAGCUGUCUCAUCGAGCGAUGUGCGUGGCAUGGGCAAGCUUUUCGAUGACGAGGAUUCACCGCGACGGUCGAUUGAUUCUGACCGAUCAGUACCAUUGUUUGACGAUGACUAUGACACUGACAACAUGGCUAUGUCUACCAAUAGCUUGAGUAAGGACUCGCAGAACGGAGAGGCCGAAGCAUCGCAGAGCCAUGUUCUUGAAACGAUGGAAGCAGCUCUGAAUGACAUCAUCACGAACGAGCCAAAGAAUGCGCGAGUGGAUGAUUCGAAAGGAAGCGGCGAUGCUAUAUCCUCGUCCUCUCUAUUUGGACCAGAGCGUCCUGAGAUAUCACCUCGCAAUUCGACAGAGGCUCCCCUAGGCGACAGUGGUCUUUUUGAGAAGACCGAGAAAGGCAAGAAGAGCAUCGCAUCACUUGGCCUGGUCGGCAAUGGCCGCUUCGGUGUUUUCGACGACGACCUUUUCCCAGACCAAGAGAAGUUCAUUGAGGACGAGUAUGAGGAGCCAGUUGGCGACGCGGAUAAAGAUUCUGCAGACGAAGUUCAUGAAGCGGCACCCGGUGAUUUGGGCUUGACAGAGGCCAUUGAAGCUUUGACAGUCGACAUCGAUAAACUCACAUCCCAAGACGCUGUCGUGGAAGCACUGACCCGCAAGGCCGAGUUGACGAACAACACUGCAGAAUUGCGCAUUCUGCGCAAAUCCAAGGCAAGCAUUCAGCGAGAAAUCCACCGCAAGGAGAUGCAGCGGCAGCAGUAUAUUAUCCAAGAAGGCGACAACAGCCUAUAUGGACGAUCAACCAUUCGGAUCAAAUCGAUCAUGGUAGGGAACGAGCCAACUGAUGGCCGGGAAUUCGUUAUGUAUGUCGUCGAAGUCCAACGCAACGCAGGCGAACAGAUGCCCGCCGCAUCAUGGGCCGUUCCCCGCCGCUACAGCGAAUUCCACGAACUACACCAAAAACUGCGAAACAGUUACGCAUCCGUGCGACAUCUCGAGUUUCCCCGCCGCCGUAUGGUCAUGAAACUACAAAAGGAAUUCCUGCGCAAACGCCGCCAAGCUCUAGAAUACUACCUCCAACAACUCCUCCUCCUUCCAGAAGUCUGCCGCAGCCGAGACCUCCGCGCAUUUCUCUCGCAGAGCGCCAUUCUCCCCCGCACAGACAACACCGCUCAGGCCGAAGCCGAAACAAAAGACCUCGUCUCCCGCAUAUACAACUCUGUCGCAGACGGCAUGGACGAUUUCCUCGGUAACUUCGGCGUACUAGAUCAACUCUCGACAGCAGGCCAAAACCUCAUUUCCGCCGCAACAACACAAGCGUUGACAGCGCCAGCAUCAGCGGGCCCAGGCCCAGGCCCAGUAGGCUCAAGCGGAUCAAUCGACCCCCUAACCGAAGACGCCGUAACAAGCGCCGAAGCCGAAGCCGAACUCAACGCCUUCGAAGACAGAGACUUAGAACCCUUCAUCAAACCAAUCUGUGACCUCUUCCUCGAAGCCUUCGAACUAAACCGCGGCAACAACUGGCUCCGCGGCCGCGCCGUUGUCGUCGUCCUCCACCAAUUACUCGGCGGAACAAUCGAGCGCAAAGUCCGCGACGGCGCACGAUCCCUCGGCCAAGACGAAAACCUCCUAAAAUACAUCUCGCUCGCGCGCGACGCCCUCUGGCCCGACGGCAUCCUGCGCAAAUUCCAGCCCCGAGCCGGAGCGGAGAAAUUGAAAAGUCGCGCUGAGGCUACCGUUGUUCUCGCUACGCUUGUCCCCGAUUUAGCGGGCAAUGUCGUUGGCCGGGCGAAUGCGCAGGCUGCAGCUCGACGGAUCUUCGCGACACUUAAUAAUCGGCAUCUUAAUGCGCAUUUGGCCUUUUCGGUGCUGGAUGAGAUUGUUUUGGUGCUUUUUGGCGCGGGGAGGGGGGAGGGGAUAGGUUCCUAG
Molecule: messenger RNA, 3741 nt
Organism: Penicillium manginii
Lineage: Eukaryota; Fungi; Ascomycota; Eurotiomycetes; Eurotiales; Aspergillaceae
Gene: rgsC
Product: putative intermediate filament protein (Mdm1)
Exons: 2
Coding region: 1-3741 (1246 amino acids)
Cellular component (GO): intracellular membrane-bounded organelle
Molecular function (GO): phosphatidylinositol binding
Source: RefSeq, a predicted model, not a curated record